Coturnix japonica (Japanese quail) is the source of this 1316-nucleotide messenger RNA. RefSeq names its product DnaJ heat shock protein family (Hsp40) member C9 (gene DNAJC9). The record is from RefSeq and is a predicted model, not a curated record. Gene Ontology annotation, cellular component: nucleus; cytoplasm. Gene Ontology annotation, molecular function: heat shock protein binding. Lineage: Eukaryota; Metazoa; Chordata; Aves; Galliformes; Phasianidae.
GCCUCGCGCAUGCGCCGGGUCGGUUGGCGGGCUGCGGGAUGGGGCUGCUGCAGGACUGCCAGGCCGCGUUCGGCGCCGCCGACCUGUACGGGGCGCUGGGGGUGCGCAGGGAGGCCUCGCCCGAGGAGAUCCGCCGGGCCUAUCACCGAGCAUCGCUCCGCGUACACCCCGACCGCGCCGAGCCCGAAAACAAAGAGGAGGCGACGAGGCGCUUCCAGAUCCUGGGCAAGGCCUACGCUGUGCUGAGCGAUGCGGAGCUGCGCGCUGUGUACGACGAGCAGGGCACGGUGGAUGAGGAGGGAGAAGCGCUGCGAGCUGAGCGGGACUGGCAGGAGUAUUGGAGGCUGCUGUUUAAGAAGAUCACCAUCAAAGAUAUUCAGGACUUUGAGAAGAGCUACAAGGAUUCAGAGCAAGAGCUAGCGGAUAUUAAAUCGGCCUACAUGGAUUUUGAGGGUGACAUGGACAGGAUAAUGGAGUCGGUGCUGUGCGUGGACUACACGGAUGAGCCGAGAGUGAGGGAGAUCAUAGAAAAAGCCAUUGAUGCAGGAGAACUCCCUUCCUACAAAGCUUUUGUGAAAGAGUCCAAGCAGAAGAAGACAGCAAGGAAGAGGCGGGCUGAAAAAGAAGCUAAGGAGGCCGAAGAGAGCAGAAAAGAACUGGGCCUCGGUGAUGGAGAAGAUGACUUGAAAGCUCUGAUUCAAAGCAGAAAUAAAGACCGAAAAAAGGCAAUGGAUGACUUUUUGGCCCAGAUGGAAGCAAAAUAUGGGAGUCAGGCUAAAAAGGGAGGAAAGAAGACCGCAGCCAAGAAAGGAAAGAAAUAAAGGACUGUGUAUGCUGAAGUGUCAGGUAUCAUUGCAGUUGGGAACAUGUGGAUUUGGGAGAGUUUCGGAGUUUCUCUGGACUGCUGGUUCAGAGUGUGAGUGCAUCAACUUGCUGUGAUGCAGAAUGCAUUGUGAGCAAGGAAGACAAAGCGUUCUAGCGCUACUGUUUGAAGUCCUUUGGUUGCUUUUUAGUUAAGGUCAAACCAAUUCUUGGCUAAUAGUUUUGUUACAGUAAGGAAGCGCUGAGAUGCCUGGGAUGGCUGCCUCUAUGUUCAACUCGUGCUGAAUCAUGUUCAGGACUAUCAGUACUGCUAAGGGUGAAACAAUGCGAUCCCGCACCUCUCAGAGCCUUUGCCACUCGUUCCUGUGGCUUCUGAGUUACAAACCUUAUCCUUUUGUUGUUCACGCCUUUCUUUUCUAACCAGUCUUUCAGAGAUGUCACUGUUUCUAUAAAAACUUUUAAAAACAGAAGAUUUAAUAAAUGGUUUUGCAGAA